UUACCCCUUAAACAAUAAGAUGGCUCAGAGCCUCAGAUAUAAUUAUUAGGGAAAAACUAUACAGUCGUGAUAGCUUUUUGGUUCUAUAAUUACAUUUUGUUCCAUUUGAGAGCAACAGAAAUUGUUAUCGAACUCUAACAAUCUUGUCCAGUUAGUAGAUGUCUUCAUUGUGUGACCUCUCUAUUUUGGACUGCUUGAAAUCUACUGAGGAACAUUUCUAAACUUAAAAGCGCGCCUUUAUGCUGCGUCGCGUUAAUGAAUUGAUUUUGAAUGCCUCUUUUGAUGCGAUGAUAAAGAUAUGCUGCGGUAAAGAUGUCCACAAGUAUAAAUAUUUCGUCGUUUGUAGCUUGUUUAUUUUUUGAUCCUCAAUUCACAAAAUGACAAUGGAUCGUAUCUUUAUUCUCGGUGGCACUGGUAACAUUGGAACAAGACUUGUACAAGACCUAUUGAAGAAGAAGGCUAGUAUUACUCUUUAUUCCCGCAAUCCUUCCAAGGUUGCUUCUCUCUUCCCAGAUAAUGAUAUCCAUGUCAUCGAAGGUGAUAUUCAAGAUGUAAAUAAACUCAAGGAUGCAAUGCAGGGCCAUACUCGUCUCUUUUUACUUUUGGGUAUCCAACCUGGCUUUAGUAAAACCAAAAGAGUCAUUUCAGAAUUUGCUUAUAGAGCCAGUAUUAAGCAGAUUGUAGACAUUUCUUCAAUCACUUCUGGUUACCCUUGGCGAACAACUCAUGUAGGUGAUAUGUAUGUGGAAUCUGAAAAAGCUAUUCUUGAUAUCCCUAAUCGAGGCACAUAUGUUGCACUCCGCCCAGGUCGGUUUAUGUCUAAUGUGCUUGUUUUUGAGCGUCUUUCCCCUGAUGGUAUAAUUUAUGAUACAGCAGAUCAAGACAUGCUCCAAGGAUGGAUUUCUCCAAAUGAUAUUGGCUCAAUUGUUGCCAAUAUCUUGACAGAUCCCAUUGAGAAACACGGUGAUGGUUGCUAUGAGCUUAUUGGCGAUACUAUUACACCUAAGCAACGGGCUGAUAUUUUCUCUCGAGUUUUGAAUCGAAGCGUUGUAUAUGAACAAAUGUCUGCCUUGGCCAAGUACAACCUUCUCACCAAAUUAGGUACUGCUCACUUAAUUGCUUAUGAUCUCUGUACGCAAUCGUCAACCCGCAGUCCUUAUGACAGAGUCUCUACUGGUAUUCCCAUUUUGCUCAACAGAGACCCAGAAACGUUUGAACAGUUUGUACAACAAAAGAAAGAUUUGCUGGCCAUCUGAGAUGUAAAACAUAGUUUAUACAGUCACGAUUGAAUAAAUAAAAAAUUUUUGCAUGUCUUUAAAAAGGCCAAAAAAUAAACACUCCUUUCUUUCUUCUUCUUUUCACUAUCAUAACAAUUAAGGUAAGCAUUGCAAAGAUUAAGAAAAGGGUGAAGAGUGUUUCGCUUUGAUGAGUUUGAUCAUGCACCACGCAGAAUCAUUUUUGAUGAAAAUACCUUCAACAAAUUAACCUGAGCUAUGACAUGAUUCACCUUUUUUAAUCAAUAAUUUCUAUUUGAUUUUAUUUACUAAUUCUAUCAUAGACAAUCUAACUCUGUUGGUUGCUUCUGAAUUUAUAAAAAAUAAAAACCUUUUUAAAACAUACUUUUU
Gilbertella persicaria is the source of this 1625-nucleotide messenger RNA. RefSeq lists its product as uncharacterized. Lineage: Eukaryota; Fungi; Mucoromycota; Mucoromycetes; Mucorales; Choanephoraceae. The coding region runs from base 378 to 1256 and encodes 292 amino acids. The transcript has a single exon. The record is from RefSeq and is a predicted model, not a curated record.